Paramecium pentaurelia is the source of this 535-nucleotide messenger RNA. The record is from the annotation of a GenBank genome assembly. NCBI's taxonomy places the organism in Eukaryota, Ciliophora, Oligohymenophorea, Peniculida, Parameciidae.
AUGUCAAAUAUAUUUUUCGAGCCUGAUGAUCUAUUCAAUCCUUCUACUUUAAACAAUUUAGAUGAAAAGAGCUAAUAUGAGGUCUGUGAUGAAUAAUAGGAAGGAGAAAAACUAUAUUAUAGUUCUAAUUCCAUUCAAAAUCAGAAAGCUUAAAACAAAAAUUAUUAAGAAGCAAAGAAUAUCCCUAAAAAUAUGGGAGUACUAAUUAAGAAUUACUUUCGUAAUUAUUACAUUAAUUUUAGUCAACAAUUAUAAAGAUUUAGUCAGAUAGAAUAUUACUAUAAAAAAGUUUAUUAGUAAAGUAAACAAUAAAAAGAACUAUACUCGAAAAGAUUUAAAGGUCCUUUUCUCUAAUGAAGAGGCUAGAUUCAUUUGCAAAGAAUAUUUAUCAAGCUUUUAAAUCAUAAAGGAUAUACUGAAGUCUACUAAGAUAAGUGAUUCUGAAGUGAUUCUUAAAUAUGUCAAAAAAUUAUUCAUUGGAACCCAAGAUCCAUAAUCCCUCUCCUCUCUUAAAUAUUCAAAUUAAGAGUUUUGA